Molecule: messenger RNA, 1962 nt
Organism: Paramecium pentaurelia
Lineage: Eukaryota; Ciliophora; Oligohymenophorea; Peniculida; Parameciidae
Source: the annotation of a GenBank genome assembly
AUGUUUGGAGGAGGUAUGUUUGGGAACUAAAAUACAAGCUAAUUGACUGGAGGAAUUGGAUCACUAUUAGGUACGAUAUUUUAAGACAAUUAAGGUCAACAAUAGCAAUCAACAUUUGGAGCACCAUCAGGAGGAUUAUUUGCAAAUCCUGCACCAUAAUAAGGAUUAUUUGGUUAAGCCCAAGGUGCAUAAGGACAACCAGGAUUUGGUGGAUUAAUUGGAGGUUAAAUGCCAUAAGGAGGACUAGGUGGAGGCCUUGGAGGAGGACUUGGUGGAGGAUUAGGACUUUAAUCAUAAACUCCAAACACAUUUAGUACUACAGGUGGCUUAGGAUAAACUUCAGUAUUAGGGUAAUAACCUUCUAAUUUUGGUGGCUUAAGUGGAGGAUUAGGUACAGGAUUAGGUGGAAACCUUGGGAAUGGAUUUGGAUAAUAAACAGGAAUGGUAGGUUAAGCACCUUAAACAGGAGGUUUAUUUGGUUAAUAAACUUAAAAUUAAGGAGGAUUGUUUGGAUAAUAAUAAUAAUAACAAUAAUAAUAAUAAUAGCCAAUGCUAUUUGGGUAAUAAUAGCCAUAGCAACAAGCAACAGGGUUAUUUGGUACUUAAGGAUCUGCUCUUCAACCCUAUGGAUAAUAAUAAUAAGGAGGCUUAUAUGGAUAGACACCUUAAUAAACAUAACAGGCAGGAUAUGGAUAUGGAUAAUAAACAACUACUCCUUCAUUUGGAGGGACAUCUCUUUUUAAUUAGUAAUAACCACAAUAAUAGGGUCAAAAUGUUUUAGCUAUUGGAGGAGGAUUAGGUUAGCAAGGUUAACCUGGUAAUCAAAUUGCAUUGCCAGGAGGUGUAGAUGAUUCAGUUAAUGAUGUAACUUUAGAAUAAAGAGUUAGAUUGGAAGAUACAGUAUCAGCUAUAUGCUGGGGAACAACAAUGCCUAAUUUCCUUGCGAUAUCUUCUUGGGAUGGAAAAGUCAGAAUAUUAGAAAUCCAACAGAAUUAAUAUAAAAGGGAAUUAUUUGAAAGAAGAUCAUUUUAAGUUGAUGGAUAAGUAGGAUAAGUUAAAAAUCCUAUAAUUUGUAUGGAUGUAAAAGGAGAUUUAUCUUAAGUCUUUGUUGGUUGUGGAUUUGAUCACACAGUGAAAGUUAUUGAUAUUAACUCAGGUUAAAUUGCUUCAAUAGGACAACAUUAAGCUUUAAUAAUUUCUGUUUAUUGGAUAGAAUCUGUUUAAAUGAUAUUAUCUAUCUCUACAGAUUAAUCAUUAAAAAUGUGGGAUGUCAGAGCUCCAGGAUAACCAAGAUUUUAAUGUCAAUUUUAAUUCAAACCACUUGUUUCAGAUUUAAAUUUCCCAUUAUUAGUAAUUGGAUUUGCAUCUGAAAAAUUAACAAUCAUAAAUUUGAAUGAAUUAUAAUAAUUACCAGGAAGAUUUUAAUAUAUUGAUUCACCUCUGGGAACCUAUUCAUAAAUAACUGCAAUUACAAUUUUUCCAUCAAGAGAUGGAUUCACUUUAGGUUCAAUUGAUGGUAGAGGACAUUAAACUAAUAUAACAACUAAAUCAAAUUAAGGUAUGCCUACUGAAUAUUAAUUAAAAUCAAUCAUGACUUUUAAAGCUCAUAAAGUAUAUAUAUAAUUUUUAUUUUAGGUUGAAGAUAAUUAAAAAGGAAAAAUUCAAAACUAUUUCUUUCCUGUAAAUUCUAUCUAGAUGAAUAUCAAAAAUAAUCAUUUUCUUAUGACUGCAGGAGGAGAAGGUUAGAUGAUCUUUUGGGAUAUUAAUAUAAGGAAUAAAAUUAGAACAUUUCAAUUUAAUUGUAAUCCUAUAGUAUGUGCUAAAAUGAGUCCUGAUGGUUCCAUACUAGCAUAUGCUUUAGGAAAUGAUUUUUCAAAAGGUCCUGAAUAUUUUAAUGAAUUUUAACCUAAAAUUUUUGUUCAUUUCAUACCAGAUAAUGAAUUAAAGUACCCUAAAAAUUGA